Messenger RNA from Lodderomyces parapsilosis, 825 nucleotides. Its product is annotated as RNA-DNA hybrid ribonuclease. The record is from RefSeq and is a predicted model, not a curated record. The coding region runs from base 1 to 825 and encodes 274 amino acids. Lineage: Eukaryota; Fungi; Ascomycota; Pichiomycetes; Serinales; Debaryomycetaceae. Gene Ontology annotation, biological process: DNA replication, removal of RNA primer. The transcript has a single exon. Gene Ontology annotation, molecular function: RNA-DNA hybrid ribonuclease activity; nucleic acid binding; magnesium ion binding.
AUGCCAUAUUAUGCAGUAGCCAAAGGAAGAAAUUCUGGCGUUUAUAACAAUUGGAGUGAUUGUAAAGAUCAAGUGAAUGGAUACAGUGGUGCCUCGUAUAAAAAGUUUAGUACUGCUGCUGAAGCUAGGUCAUUUGUGUCAGGUGGUGGAAGUGGUGGCUCUGGAGGAGGAACUUCCAGAUCAGGUGGUAGUGGUGGUGGCUACAGUGGUGGCUACAGUGGUGGCUACUGCGGCUCCUCAAGCUCAACUUCAAAAGUCUCAAAGCCAUCUACCACGUCAUCAACCCCAACGAGUACAAAAACAUUGAAAGUCUAUGUUGACGGAGCAUCGAGAGGCAAUGGCCAAUCCAAAUCAGCUGCUUCUGGAUACGGUGUCUACUACGGCCCCAAUGACUCACGUAAUGCUGCAGUUGGGUUACAUGAAGUUGACAACAUCAACAAAUACACUCCCACCAACCAACGUGCUGAAUUGCACGGGAUGAAACAUGCAUUAACCAACAUCAAGAAUGAUUUAUCUAGUGGAAAACCAAGCUCGGGAUCAUCGAAGUAUGAUAUCUAUAGUGAUUCCAAAUAUGCUAUUCAAUCAAUUAAUGAAUGGUCAGAUAGAUGGCAAGCAAAUGGAUGGAAAACGUCAACGGGUCAACCAGUGGCUAAUGUUGAUUUGAUUAAAGAUGCAGUAAAGCUAAAGAAUGAUAUUAAUCAGUUACAUCGUGAGCGUGAUUGGCAACCAUUACAAUUUUAUCAUGUCAAGGGUCAUUCUGGUGAUGUUGGGAAUGAAGCUGCUGAUCGAUUGGCUAAUCAAGGUGCUGAUAAGAUGGGAAAGUAG